AUGGCAUCUCCCAACAACCACCGUGAACUUAUCCGGAGAGCCGCCGGCAGAAACAACCACCGGCCUCGGCCUGCCCGGCAACGAUCUUUCACCGGAGAUAUUGAACACGUUGCCGCAGAGACUUACUUAAUCACUCGCCUCGCUUUCACGCUUCUUCGAUAUCUCGGGGUUGGUUACCGUUGGAUUAUGAAAUUACUAGCUCUUGGAUGUUAUGCCAUGCUACUUAUGCCCGGUUUUCUACAAGUUGCGUAUUAUUAUUUCUUCUCGAGCAAGGUAAAGCGGAGCAUUGUUUAUGGAGAUCAACCUAGAAACAGGUUGGAUCUGUAUCUACCUGCUGAUAUCAGUAAACCUAAGCCAGUUUUGAUCUUUGUAACCGGGGGAGCAUGGAUUAUCGGGUAUAAAGCAUGGGGCUCCCUUUUAGGACUACAGUUGGCAGAAAGAGACAUUAUGGUGGCAUGCAUUGAUUACAGAAAUUUUCCUCAAGGAACCAUCAGUGACAUGGUAAAUGAUACUUGUCAGGGGAUUUCCUUCGUCAUUAACAACAUAGCUACUUAUGGAGGUGACCCUAAUAGGAUUUACCUUAUGGGACAAUCUGCUGGUGCACAUAUUUCGUCCUGCGCUUUACUGGAACAAGCAGCCAUAGAAUCUGGAAAUCGAGAUGGUGUUUCUUGGAGCGUUUCCCAGAUAAAAGCUUAUUUUGGUUUAUCAGGAGGAUACAACUUAUUGGAUUUAGUUGAUCACUUUCACAACCGUGGCUUGUACCGUUCCAUCUUUUUAAGUAUAAUGGAAGCUGAACAAUCUUUGAAGAAAUUUUCUCCCGAAAUCAAAAUUCAAGACUCGUGCAUCAAAGAUUCUAUUCCUCUCUUGCCCCCUAUGUUUCUCUUCCAUGGAACCGGUGAUUAUUCCAUACCAUCAAUUGCCAGUGAACGGUUUGCUGAUGCUCUUACAAAGGCAGGGGCAAGAGCUGAGCUGAUUCUAUAUGAUGGGAAAACACAUACAGAUUUAUUUCUUCAAGAUCCACUACGAGGUGGUAAAGAGGACCUAUUUGAACAUGUAGUUUCUAUAGUACAUGCCAAUGAUAGUGAUGCUCUUGCAAAGGACGCCACGGCACCGCCAAGAAAACGGCUUGUUCCUGAGAUUUUAUUAAAGUUAGCUCACAAUAUCAGUCCCUUCUAA
Lathyrus sativus (Indian pea) is the source of this 1176-nucleotide messenger RNA. Lineage: Eukaryota; Viridiplantae; Streptophyta; Magnoliopsida; Fabales; Fabaceae. The record is from the annotation of a GenBank genome assembly.